Molecule: messenger RNA, 601 nt
Organism: Lotus japonicus
Lineage: Eukaryota; Viridiplantae; Streptophyta; Magnoliopsida; Fabales; Fabaceae
Product: protein GLUTAMINE DUMPER 2-like
Exons: 1
Coding region: 59-415 (118 amino acids)
Biological process (GO): regulation of amino acid export
Source: RefSeq, a predicted model, not a curated record
CGACAUUUACCCAAAUCCACCCUCAAAGCAAGGUAGAGGCAAAUUUGUGUAACUAAAAAUGAGGCAUCAUGGGACAAGCAACUCCACCAUGGCUCCAUCAGGAGCAGCAGCUGCUUUGAGAAGCUCGAGUUCUCCCAUUCCCUACCUCUUUGGUGGCCUAGCUCUAAUGCUUGCAGUUAUAUCAGUAGCAUUACUCAUCCUUGCAUGUUCUUUUCGUUCACAAUAUUCCUCUUCUAAUUCUUCUGAUUCUACCUCAGCUGGUGAUGAUGAUCAUCAGAAACUAACAAAUAUGGUGGUGAAUUCAGAGCCAAAGAUUGUUGUCAUAAUGGCUGGAGAGAGUAACCCCACUUAUUUGGCCAAGCCAGUGACGAACUCUUCCACAGGCAAUGCUGCUUUACAAGCUGUUCCGAAGUAAUAUGUAUCUCUCUGCAAGUUUUGGUUUUCUUAUUCAUUGAUUAACAUAAUAUAGUCCCUUUUUGUUGCUUUUUGAACUCUAGUGGACUAUGCGAGAUGUAAAUCUUAGAGAAUUAAAUGGGGAUAUAUGAUAAUGUUCAGAUUUUGUUUCUUACAUAUAUAUAAUAUAAUUCAGUGUUGAUUUUAA